Molecule: messenger RNA, 1483 nt
Organism: Amborella trichopoda
Lineage: Eukaryota; Viridiplantae; Streptophyta; Magnoliopsida; Amborellales; Amborellaceae
Gene: U2A'
Product: U2 small nuclear ribonucleoprotein A
Biological process (GO): mRNA splicing, via spliceosome
Molecular function (GO): U2 snRNA binding; protein binding
Source: RefSeq, a predicted model, not a curated record
AAGCUUUUUCCCUCACUAAAAUCUCAACUCUCUCUCCGUGCUUCAAAAGCGAACCUCUCCCUCUAAAAUCUCGCAAGGGCUUCUCUCUCCAAGAAGGGGAGGAUCGCAAGCCGGUAGGAAGUGACAAUGGUGAGGCUAACGGCAGAUUUAAUUUGGAAAUGCCCUCACUUCUUCAAUGCCGUUGGCGACCGGGAGCUUGAUCUUCGAGGUAAUAAAAUUGCCGUGAUAGAAAAUCUUGGUGCAACAGAGGAUCAAUUUGACUCUAUUGAUUUGUCGGACAAUGAGAUUGUCAAGCUUGAAAACUUUCCUUAUCUAAGUCGUCUUGGCACCUUAUUUAUCAACAACAACAGAAUCACUCGAAUUAACAUUAAUCUUGGAGCAUACUUACCAAAACUUCACACUCUGAUUCUUACGAACAAUCGACUUGUAAACCUGGUGGACCUCGAUCCUCUUGCAUCCUUACCAAAAUUGCAGAACCUUAGCCUGCUGGACAACAAUGUCACAAAGAAACCAAACUAUCGAUUGUAUGUGAUAUACAAAUUGAAGAAGCUGUGGGUUCUAGAUUUCAAGAAAGUGAAGCAGAAGGAGAAAAUGGAAGCUGAAAAACUUUUUGCAUCAAAGGAAGCAGAAGAGAAUGCUAAAAAAGAAUCUGUGGCGACAUUUACACCCGGUGAAGUUCCAAAUAUUUCGGAGGUUCCUAAAGAAGAGCCUCCCAAAGUUUCUGGUCCUACACCAGAACAAAUUAUUGCUAUCAAGGCUGCAAUUGUGAAUUCCCAAACAUUGGAAGAGGUUGCACGACUCGAAAAGGCAUUGAAGUCUGGCCAGCUCCCGGCAGAUCUAAAAAUUCCCGAUGUUGAUAAAGCUACAAUUGCUGAGCAUGUAGAAAGUGAUGACCCUAUGGAUACAGAGGGUCAGGAGAAGGUCAAUGAUGUGCCCAAAGAUGAUGCUGAUCAGCUGCAAACAGAUAAUAGUGGUCAACCACAAAACGAUAAUGCAACAGCCAUUGAAGAGGACUAAAAGGGGUUGCUGGUUACUUGGUCUCUCUUAUGCUCUGCCGAGCUAUCCAGUUUCUACAUGCAGGGCUUUUAAGUGCAUUUGCCAAAGCAUUUCUCUUCCCCAGGAGAUUGGGAGGGUUCCUUUAAACCUUGCUGUCCCAUUGGCAAAAUCGAAUUUUCGAUGGUUAACGACAUAUCUGAGUAGCACCAAUUUCUAAUCACUGGUAACCAAUGAUGGGUUUUGUAGUUUUAUUGUGUUAGCAUGGGUACAUCAUCCCCAAAUCCUCCAUCAGAGUAUAUGCUUCUGCCAUUGCUUUGCCUUGGCUUUUUGAAGGGAAUUGUGAAAAUCUGAGUUGGAAUAUACUUGCCCACACACCCACAUAGUAGUGCGACAAUUUUUCGUUUUUUUGUCCUCUAGUUUUAUAUUUGUACUAAUAUAUGUAUGGGAUUUGAUACAGUCAAAAUUGAUUUGUACUUUUACGAGUUUA